This is a messenger RNA of Alternaria atra, 1122 nucleotides long. RefSeq lists its product as uncharacterized. The transcript is spliced from 3 exons. Bases 1 to 1122 code for a protein of 373 amino acids. The record is from RefSeq and is a predicted model, not a curated record. Gene Ontology annotation, molecular function: hydrolase activity; zinc ion binding. Lineage: Eukaryota; Fungi; Ascomycota; Dothideomycetes; Pleosporales; Pleosporaceae.
AUGCUUAUUGGAUUGUGCGGAGGCAAGCACCGGAUAUGCGCGGGCAAGUCGUCGAUAGCUUCGUAUCUUGUUGAAGAGCACCAGUUCACCCGCCUACGCCUGGCACGAAAUGCUGCGACGCCUCCAGAGGAGAAAUCUGCGUCGAAUACGCGAGUUCCUUCCCCAGUACAGUCGUCUGUUGAGCCGGGGCGAACCUUCCAGGACAUCGAUUCGUUGCUCGAUUUCGUCACGUUGAGAUGGAGAGAACGAUUCGUCACAACGGACAUAUGGGACGAAACGGCGGUCGAUGCACUUAUGAAGCGCCCGUUCUUCCUUCUCGUCAGCGUGGAUGCGCCUGUCAGUGUGCGAUGGCAGCGAUUCAAGGCCCGCUGUGCUGCCACUCAGCACACACCGCCCACUCUCGAAGACUUCGUUCUACGUAAUGACGAGCACUUGUUCGCGCCAGAGACAGGCCUAAGUGCCCUCUGCCAGAGAGCACAGCUGAAACUACUCAACACCUCAUCCGACAUGAGCUCCCUCCGCAGCGCCAUACUACAUUUGGACCUUAUGGAUGAAGCACGCGUGCGGCCGAGCUGGGACCAAUACUUUAUGCAAUUGGCCGAUCUGGCAGCACGUAGGAGCAACUGCAUGAAGCGACGGGUAGGCUGUUGCAUAGUCCGCGAAAAACGUGUGAUUAGCACCGGGUACAACGGUACACCACGCGGCAUGACCAACUGCAACGAGGGUGGAUGUCCCCGCUGCAACAACGCCGCCCAGGGAGGUGUCGGUCUCUCCACAUGCCUCUGCCUACACGCCGAAGAAAACGCCCUGCUCGAAGCCGGCCGCGACCGCAUCGGCGAAAACGCCAUCCUCUACUGCAACACUUGCCCUUGCCUGACCUGCAGCGUCAAGAUAACACAAGUUGGUAUCAGCGAGGUAGUCUAUAACCAAGGCUACCUUGUGGAUGACCAGACAGCUAAGAUAUUUGCUGAAAGCGGCGUCAAGUUGCGCCAGUUCUCCCCGCCUGCCGACGGCUUGGUGGAUCUGAGCAUCCGCGUGGGUGGGGAAAUGCCAAAAGUAGACAAGGCAGAGGAUGCCAGGGAACUGCUAGAUGACAUGAACUUCCUACGGCCCUUGAGUUAG